CAAGUGCCACYCUCUUGUGUUGGUGCGAUGAAACACCAACGAGAACRAGAACAAGAACACUUCCAACAACAACAASAAGAACCGCAUCCGAGCCGGCCUGGAGAAGGAAACAACGAUUGCUGYAAUUACGAUCGAUCGAUGAUUAUCAAUAAGGGUACGAGUGUGCAGGAUAAUUCGAUUGGAAGACCAAUUGYUUCGGCAGGUAGCAUGGCACCGGCAAGGACCCUUCGCCGCCGUAAUUUCGGCCAUGGCGGUUUCGCCCGGUGGUCUUYGGCAGUGGUGGUGGCUUUCGUKCUGGCGGCAUCCGCACCUCCAGUGGCGGAGGCGAGGCCCACACCGCUUUUCCACGGAUCGCCCGUCCACCGGAUCGCUCCGGCGCAKAGGCGCGUGUCGCUGUGGUUCCCGCAUCCCACCGAACACCACCGGCAGCCGCCGCCUCCAUCGCUUUGGUCGCCGGACCGCCUCGUUGCACCGGCCCGUGCGUUUGCGGAACGGGUCCGCUCGAGGGUGUCCGAUCUCGGUCCCCGCGACGUUUUUCGGGGGUUGGUGAGAAUGGCCCGGGCCUGGGUCUUUUGGUACUUUUCCAAGGACUGCAUGGACAGCAUCUACGAGGACCGGUGGCACGCCGAGCGGGACYCCGAGGACUUUUUCGGGAGCGGGGGAAUGUGGAUCUCGAGGGGCGCCCACAAAAACGUCGUGAAGAGGCGCAUCCAGCGGUCCAAGCGGAACCGGCAAUGGGUCGGGCUCGGAUACACACCGCGGUGAGUUGGAUUCGUUCGGUGUGUAGCUAUUCGUUGCAGAAGUGUAUGCUGUAGCAACCUUUUUUUUCUCCAAGUAGGAGAAAAKAGCACGUUUCUGUUAUUCGUUGAAUACAACUAAUAAAGUUCGAUUCYAUUCRUAUUGUUCACCCUUGCUGUUUAUGAACCCUCCGUUGUUUCGUUCUCGUUGGUUCUGCAUAAAACGACGUUCCGAUCGACGAUCCAAAACCACGAUGCGCAACGCCCGACCCCAACGAACGCAAAUGCCCUGCCCACGCACAAUGCAAUGCAAUACAAUAUAAUACAACACAAUGCAACACAACACAACACGACACCACACACGCACCGGACGCUUGUCUUGGUYUCUCCAGCCUCGUGUGGCUCGUCGGUGUCCUCCUCCGCGGGACCUUCCAGUGCACGUCAAUCCCCAAGGUCUUCAACCCCAGGCUGACCGGGUGGGGGGCCGGGACGGUCCUUGGUGCCAAGUGCACCCACCAGGAAUGGAUCKCCGCCUUUAUGCUGGGCUGGUUCGGCACCGAACACUACUGGAAGUUCCUCUUUGGGUGCGACGGACCGCCACAYCCCGGGAGGGACGGCUUCGACGGGGUCCCCAUCACCAUCAACAAGGUGCGGCUCUUUUAGAGGGAACCGAACAAUGUUGCCCGUUUCGGACCGAAAGAGCAAGCACCGCACCGCACCGCACCCGAUGCCCGUUGGGCAAACACCAGCGAACCGGACCAGACCGGAAGCAGCGGCCGCGCCGAACGGAUCCGCUCCACCAAACGAAACUGACAGCCAAUUUGAAUUAUUGUGUGUGGAGCGAUUCGAUUCGAUUCGAUUCGAUCCGAACCCGACCGAGAGAAAAAACACCGAGUGCAUCUACGAAAAUCGCCAAUGCCUACAAGAAAGAACGAACGCUCCCAAGUUUUGUUUUAGCGGUUGCGGAUGGAGAAAUGGAUCUUUGUGUUUUGCGCAGUGCGCUAGCAUGUUUGUUGCUACUACUAAUAUAUUGUUACAUAACCC
Pseudo-nitzschia multistriata is the source of this 1781-nucleotide messenger RNA. The record is from the annotation of a GenBank genome assembly. Lineage: Eukaryota; Bacillariophyta; Bacillariophyceae; Bacillariales; Bacillariaceae.